This is a messenger RNA of Parnassius apollo (apollo), 540 nucleotides long. The record is from the annotation of a GenBank genome assembly. Lineage: Eukaryota; Metazoa; Arthropoda; Insecta; Lepidoptera; Papilionidae.
AUGGAGCGACCGGUAGUAGAAACGUUGCAUAAAAAUGGCUACGUAAAUUCCACCGCUCCAGUUUUUAUUCAGUCUUUCGAAGUAAGUAAUUUAAAAGAGCUGAAAAAAAUAACAAAGCUUCGUUUGAUACAAUUGUUUAGCAGUAACCCACUUAAUCAACCCUUCGAUCAAGCUAUUGCCAGUACCGGAUUAACUUAUCAAGAUAUGGCAAAACCAGAAGGGCUUAAAGAAAUUUCAACUUACGCUCACGCCGUAGGUCCAGAAAAAAAUUAUAUUAUCCCUCGUAAAGCAGAUGAUACUCUUGGUGAGCCGACGAGCUUUGUACAAGAUGCUCACGCGGCAGGUUUGGAAGUACACCCGUUUACUUUCCGAGCUGAGAAUUCUUUCUUGCCCGCCGAAUUUAGAAGCAUAGAUCUUUCAGAGGAAGCCAUUGGGGAUUUUAGCGGAGAAUUGAAAGCCUUUAUUGCGACGGGGAUAGAUGGACUAUUUGUUGACCAACCAGACGUGCCUGUGCGAGUUAGAGAUAAUAAUUGUUAUUGA